Messenger RNA from Phasianus colchicus (ring-necked pheasant), 2493 nucleotides. RefSeq names its product BCL2 like 14 (gene BCL2L14). Lineage: Eukaryota; Metazoa; Chordata; Aves; Galliformes; Phasianidae. Gene Ontology annotation, biological process: regulation of extrinsic apoptotic signaling pathway. The record is from RefSeq and is a predicted model, not a curated record.
AGUGAAGCUUUAUGCGCAUAUUUCCAUGAGAGGCUAAAAAUGUUAAAUAGAAGAAGUUAAGGAAAUUGAAUUCUUUUUUUUUUUCUUUUUCUUUUUUUCUUUUUCUUUUUUUCCUUUUUUCCUUUUUUUCUUUUUUUCUUUUUCUUUUUCGUGAAGGUAACUCCUAUGCUUAAAAGGCUGGUUCUACCAAAGAAAGAAGUGCAGUCACUGGUAUAAAAGGAGGAAGAACUUAGAUCAUCAGGCACACGGUGUUGCUGGUGCAAUAGAUCCAGAAGGAACUGAGAUGUCUUCACCAAAUGAUGUCAGUAUGGAAGAAAUAUUGCUGGAAGACAAUGAGCAAGACACUAUAGAAUACAGGAUCCUCAUGGCCUAUGCCCAACGGAAGUUGCCAGCCAGCAGAUACAAGAAACUCCUGAAAAAUGAGGCAAAUGUGCAGAAAGCAUCAUCCUUAAUCAGGAGUGAAGGGGAGCUCCAACAUCAAAGAGAUAAAAGUGGGCCAAACCAAGCAUCAGAAUUGCAGCAUGGUGCAAAGAAACAGAAAAGGAAAAAGCAACCCAAACAAAAAUUCUUAUCAAGAUACUGCCUGCCCUUUUUCUGCAGUGGAGCAGAGCAGCAAAGUCCCACAAAAACAUGUGCACCCAAUAGUCAAAUGGAAGAUUUCUCCACUUCUGAUACCUGCACUGGGAGCCAACAAAAAAGGAGUUUUCAGGAGCAAAGCGAAAAAGCAGAUGUCAACCAUAUUGUAGACAAACUCUCCGAGCUUGUAACUACCAGGCCUCAGCCAUCUCCUUCAAAUGUGACAUUCAAGAUGCUGGUGCAUACCCAGGCUCUGGAAAAAGAUAGUGGAGAUACUGCUGAUGAAAAUGAGGGUGAAGGAAAUGAUGAAGAAAAGACAAUACAAACAAUAGUUGCACUGUUAAGAAAAUCAGGGGAUCAGCUAGAAGAAAGGUUCAAAAAGGACAGGAGUUUCUAUCAGCGUUUUGAAGAUAUGCUGUCCUAUGCCUUCUUCGAGAGACUCACCGAUUUAUUCCUGGAGAAUGUCUCAGCAGAUUCCACAACCGAGACAGAAGAUCAGUUACAAUGCACCAAAGUUGCCUUUGCACUGGAAGUCACCACCAGACUUACUGCUGUGGACAACCAUCCUAUGAACCUGGUCAUGGGCUUUGGAUUAAAGUACCUCCAAGAACACUUAAGUCCCUGGAUUCGUGAUCGUGGGGGCUGGGACAAGGCUUUGAGUUCACUGGAUCAAGAAGAAGUAGAAUAAUUGUGACUGAGUUCAUUCUUCAGGGUGCCUGAGCCUACAGUUAAGGAACACACAGAAUUUGAUACCACUGGCUACAUAUUUUUAUUUUUCACAUGGAAUGUCUGACUGUUGCAUUUCUAAGUCUGAUGGGUACAAUAGCACUUUCUCAAAGUAGGUAUUGAUGUACUUUCUAGUGGAUCUGAACUCACUUCCAACAUCCCUGGAGCAUUCAGCCUCACGGACAGUGAUUUCAGUUAGAUUUCUGGGUACAGUUGCUUGCAACUACUCUUACAGGUGGAUGUUAAAAUGCACAUGGGAGGAAAAGAAGGGUAAGCCAUCAGUUACCAGUCCCGCAGUGCCUUGUUAGUAGGUGUACCCACAUACUACUGUCAGUCUUGCCUCUCUCUCCCUUUCCCUGCUUAGUUUCUCCAAAGUAUUCAUGCCAUCUUAUAAUUCUGACAGGGACUAAGUUAAUGGAAGCUAUUUGCUCCAGUGCCUUCCACCUUCCCCCAAGAUAAUAGACUUGAUCUACCUUAAGGUAUUUUAAUUUGAGUUCUUCUGUUAUAAAUCUCUUCAAAGCAUAUUGCAAUAGAUGCUGGCUUUUACAUUGCUAUUUUUUUCCACUGAAGUGGAAAAUACAAGCAUGGUGAGAGAUUUUUUAUCCAAGAAAUUUAAAACUUAAUCCUAGUGUGUGUUUCUCAUUAUAGAAAAGAAGCUCGAUGCUGUUUAAUCUCAGGGAUUUCUCAGUAAACAGAACUGUACUUUCACUCAUUGAAGAUGAACGAACUCAUUAGAGUUCCUGAAGCUGUAGGUGUGGCAGAGGAAGGAAUAACAGCUCGUCAUUUAAAGCAGAGAUGCGUUCCAGUUAAGCUAUUCAUUAUUUUAAGUCUUGCCUUGUGACACAUUUAGUCAUGACUUUUGGAUUUCCAUCCCCUGAAAAUCCUCAGUGGAUGGAGAGGGAACUUGGAACAACUCCUGAAGCUGUACCAUCGUGGUGUUGCUCCUGUGAUUUUCUAGUACAAAGAGUUGUUUUUUCUGAAAAUGCUCUCUGCCCCUCAGUAAGAUGCUCUCCUAUUACAGGUACUCAUUCUGACUGUACAAGUAUGUUAUCUGUUGAAAUUGCAUGAGGAACUUACUAACAAAUUAUGAAUUUGAAUGAAAGUGAUAAAAAGCAUUUUAACUGGGUGUGUAAAAUAUGCAAUACCAUAAAAGAUGAAGUAUUUUUCUAAUAAACCUUAAAUUUUCAACUU